GAUGUUAUUGUAAAAGAAUUCAGUGUAACUGAAUCAAGUGAAACAACAUGUAAAUCAACAGCAAUUCGAUGAAAAAAUGUUUGUUAAACUAUUUUUAAAAUAAAUGAAAUAGACUCAAUUCCUUUUCUUUUUCAUUUUUGUAUAUAGGAAGCAAAAAAUGGUCAAUCAACAAGUAGUAGUAGUAAGAAAAGCGCCGGUGAAAUACGUAAAUGCUCACAUGAUACAGAAAAUAAUAAUAAUGAUCAUGGAGCAUUUAUAUCAUGGUUUACAGAUACAAAUGGCGAAGGUAGUAAUGAUGAAUUUGGUGAAGUUAUAAAAGAUGAUAUAUUUGUCAAUUCUCUUCAAUACUACUUAGCUGCAACAACAAAUGAUGAAGAAGAUGAUCUUGAAGAAAAAGAAGAUAAACAAGAAUAA
Molecule: messenger RNA, 414 nt
Organism: Adineta steineri
Lineage: Eukaryota; Metazoa; Rotifera; Eurotatoria; Adinetida; Adinetidae
Source: the annotation of a GenBank genome assembly